Messenger RNA from Histoplasma capsulatum G186AR, 1023 nucleotides. RefSeq names its product uracil DNA glycosylase superfamily protein. Lineage: Eukaryota; Fungi; Ascomycota; Eurotiomycetes; Onygenales; Ajellomycetaceae. The transcript has a single exon. Gene Ontology annotation, biological process: base-excision repair, AP site formation. Gene Ontology annotation, molecular function: mismatch base pair DNA N-glycosylase activity. The record is from RefSeq and is a predicted model, not a curated record. The coding region runs from base 1 to 1023 and encodes 340 amino acids.
AUGCCUUCCAUUAACGAGGAUAAUAGACUCGAUGGUGGCUGUUCCCUCCCGUCUCCUUCAUUUAAGGGGAAUCUCAAUCGCUUCAUCUAUGACUCUCCGCCUAAUGGGAGCCUCGUCGUGCAGCAGACGCAAAGUGAAGAAGCGGGGCGCUCUCUGAAGCGAAAAUUCUCCAACAACGAUGUUGUGGAGGUGGAUAUAGCAGUGUCUCGAGAAGUAACGCGAAUCACCCGCUCUGUCUCCCGUGCUGGCAUAGGUCUCCUUACGGCCCCGUUGGGGCUCGGGAAAAGUCGAUCUGAACCGUCCUCCCCAUCCCGUAGGAACCCCAGUCGCCAAACACCAAGGGCCAGUGCCAACUCCAGCAGAGUCUCCCUCACAUCCGCCGCUAAUUUCCGCUCUCCCGCCCGUCCAAUAUGCAACCUCCGUGACACCAUCCCUCACAACCUCGUCCUCCUCUUCAUAGGUGUAAACCCAGGUAUCAUGACAGGGCAAACGGGCCACGUCUAUGCGCAUCCUUCAAACCUCUAUUGGAAACUACUUCAUUCCUCUGGCAUAACCGAUUACCGCCAUCCUCCUUCCGAUACGUACCAACUCCCGGAGCUGUAUAGCGUCGGCAAUACGAACAUUGUUGAGAGACCCACCAGGGAUGCUAGCCAGCUAUCCAGGAAAGAGAUGGAUGACGGUGUGCCGGUGCUCGAGAGGAAAAUCAGAGAGAAGAGGCCAGAGGCUGUUUGUCUUGUUGGCAAGAGUAUUUGGGAGGCGGUAUGGAGGGUUCGCAGGGGAAGGGCGAUCAAGAAAGAGGAGUUCAGGUACGGAUGGCAGGAUGAGGGGGAUAGGAUGGGGAGGACGAAGGAGUGGAAGGGGGCUAGGGUAUUUGUAGCUACGACGACUAGUGGGUUGGCGGCUGGAAUGACGAUGGCGGAGAAGCAGGCUGUGUGGAGUGAGCUGGGCGAGUGGGUAAAGAGGCGGAGGGAGGAGAGGGAGAAGGCUGGUAUUCCCAAGGUUACGGUUGUGAAGGAUGGAUAG